AUGCCCCUUAAAAAGAAACCUCUGGAAGAUGCCAGAAAAAGAUUGCAAGAAAAGCUGAACAAUGUUGAAGAACAGUCUGAGUAUAUCUGUCAGUUUAUCAGUGAUCUUGUUUGUAAGGUAAACAUACAUUUUCAUUGUAUUCUUCGGCAUGUUCUGAAACAAAGAAAAGGAAUCAACCUAGUUUGAUGACUUGAAACCAAAAGAUAGUUUGAGCCACAAGUAGUAAAGUUCUUUUCAUAGAGACUCCUUAAAAGGAGAGUGAGAAAGGGUUUAUACAUGUAUGUAGCACAUGAUUAAGGCCAGAAAAACUUACAGAAAAACAAGCAUGAUUCAUGAAUUUUUUAACUGGUGUGAGGCUUGAGUUACCUCUUGAAAUUAACCUGAUCAGUGAUUUUUUUUCUCUCAUUUCAUGAAAAUCUCAAGAUUUCCCUGAAAGCUUACACACAAGAAGAGAGACUUAGGCUUAGGGUUAAAAGGUUCCCUUUUAAAUUUGUGACACAUAAAAUGGUGUUUAAAGUAUUCAUUAUGCAUGAGUUUCUCCAAAAUUUAUGAACAAAACAGGAUCAGGACACCCCCCCUCCCCUUUUACAACCCUGAAAAUGGUAUCGGCCUCUUUCAGGACCAAAUUGGAAUGUAUUGCUUAUUAUGAGAGGUGUUUUUAUUGAUGAUAUGCAUGCUAUUAAGUGAAAUUAAAUCCUUACUAUUUCCAAAAUUGUGCGCUUAGUUUAAAACCUGGAAAUAUCAUUUUACUCUUGCCUUCAUGCUUAGGCCUCAGAUCCAGCUAAAGAACUCCUUGAAGAGAAAGAUCGCAAGAAGUUUUUUCAGAAGUAUUCAUCUGUGAGUCAGGAACUUGAGAAAUGUCUGGAUUGUUUGUUGUUAAUAAGUGAUUCAGUCACUGCUCUGGGAGAGGAAGACACUCUGGGUAAAUAAUUAUUAUUGUUUUAACCCUUUAACUCCCAAGAUCUGAUUGUUAAUUCUCCCCUCUAGCUGCUACACAUUUCCUUGUAAAUAAGUUAUGAGAAUAUUAUGUCAGAUCAAGAUAACAAAUUUGACCUGAUGAGUUUGAAUAUUCUCAUGACCCUUUUGCUGGAUGAUGGUUCCUUGUUCAUCAUUUCUGGGAGUUAAAGGGUUAAAGAAAACUAUACCUUUGUUUGAUGUUCCAGUUUACUUCAAUCUUUGAUUAACACAUUCUGAAUGAAAAGUGAGUGCUUUGAAAUGUAAAACUAAAUAUAGCUAAAAAUGUUGUUCUUGUUGUUUUUUUUACUUUGAUAUCAGGUGCCAGUGAAGAUUACACUAGUUCUGCUUCUGAACCAAGUGACCAUGUUGAGCAGGGUGCUGUCUCAUUAAGGAACAGAGACUGCCUUGGGAAAGAUGUUAAGUUGAGUAAUGGUAAACAAGUUGAAGGUGAGAUAGCAGAUUGGGUGGUAGAUGAUGGAGAAGGGUGGGGACUGGGAAGAAGAACAGAGCUGAGGAUUAUAGGGAAGCCUGGGGAUUAUACACACAUUGGCUGUUCUAAAUGGGAGUAAGACUCACUCAGAUUUCCAAAGAAUUUACUGGAAAUACUGGUAAAUGAAUAGAGGAAUGACUAAUAAAACAAUCAAGGUUAACUGUCUUCUCUUUUAGUGUACUUGUACUGUUUGCCAUGUUCUCCCCUAUUUUAAGCAUGACAGGUAAAAUAAAUUUUCAAACCAGGAAAGCAAUCCUUUCACCUGUUGAAUUUUCAAGAAAUCCAAGCAAUUUUAAACGGUAAUAAGAGGUAAUACAGGUGCUAAAUGUUACAGGUUACUGCCUGAAAAUGAGAACACUGUGUUUGCCUUUUCCUUUAUGGUCAGUUCCAGCCAAAAAUGAAUAAUAAAGACAGUUGAAAAAAAAGACUUGGGAAAAAUAAAGCAGAGAGUCUUUUCACACUACAUUACACUGACAUGAAAAAUGGGAGUAGUAAAUCCAGAUGCCAUUAGUUGGCAAAUAAAUAGCUUCCCUUUUUACUUGUUUUUCCUUCUGAAGAUAAAACUCACCCUUGUGAGAGGAAAGGAAGCAAUGGCAAAUCACAGAUGGUGUCAAAAUUUGGUGAGUGAGUGUGUCGCCAAUAUUCUUACAACACUGAAAGGUCUUCUGUGGUUCUUUUUUACUGUACAGACCCACAGCAAUGAAGAAUCUAUAUGUUUUAAUUGUAAAAAGCAAAAUUUUGAUAUUGCGGUGACAUUAAAACUUGAGUAAAUUAAAUUUCAGAGCAUGAAUCCAGGACUAACUGUCAAGGUGUAAGUAGUGAACACACAGAACCCGUCAAGACACAGUCUCCAUUUGUACCCCAGAGUGCUUCCACCACUUUGUCAACUGGUUAUGAAACACCACAAGCAUCUAUACUACAACAGACCACCCAACCCAAGGCAGUCCCUGAACCACGAAGAAGUGUACCUGUACAACAACAGGACACCAAGGAAUUCAUCUCUGACCAUCUCAAUAAACAGUCACACAAGCUCUCCUCUGUUGACCAAGGUACAAGGAGAAAUGCUGAAGGUUUUGAUGCGAACUCUACAUCGAUCAAACCUGAACCUGGAAAACAAUUUAUUGAUAGAAAACAGGCUGGUAAUGUUUCGGUGUCAGGGGCAUCCAAGGAUAGCCAAAGGAGAGGCUCUAAUUCUUCAUCUAUAAGUUCCUUGUCUGAUAUCAUCCAAGAUAUCAGGAUUUCUCCACAUGAAGCUAAAUUAGCCACCGAGAACAUACCCACUAAAGGUAAAUAGGUUUCUGUUUUAAAUUGCACAUGUAGUUUUUCUUGUCAUUUAAUUUCUCUCAGAUUUAGUAGACAUACUAGCACAUGUUGCUAGUUAACCCUUUAACUACCAGAUCAAAGUUGUAAGUCUCCUUACUGUCAACCAUACAAUUCUUGUAAUAUUAGUUCAGAGAAUUUAGUAUUGAAUCAACUAAUUAUCCCCAAAUUGAUAUUUUUCUUUAUUCUCAUCACUUAUCUGGUUGAUAUUGUAUUGAUAUUGUAAGGAGAAAUUCUGUCUUGGUCACUCAUGGGAGUUACAGGGUUAGAUGGAUACAGAUUUUAAAACUUCAAGCUUUGAAUCUCAGAAAAAUAUAGCUAAAUGGUUUGAGGUAACCUGUCCAGAACAAACCUCCAGUCCUACAGCAUUACCAAUAGUGAGCUGAAUUAAGUUUAAACUACAGAAACAAUUAGCCUCAGUCUGAUGGACCAAUUUUCCCAAGUGCAAACCAUACCUUAAGUCUUUAGUCUGUAUACAGUACACUUAUUAUUGCUGCUUUAAUUAGUUGGUUUCUAAAUGAGAGACAUGUUAAACAUGACAUGAAUUUCCCUCAAUGCCUGCUAUCAUGCUUGAAUUCCCCUUCUUGGUAUGUAAAAGCAAUACUAGGAAAAACGAAAAAAAGUGGAAUUUCCUUGUCUAUAUAUUUCUCAGCCCCUCCUCCCUUCUUCUCAAUCCUCCUGCCCCCAUUCCCCCCAUCAUCAUAGCUGGAUAUACACUCCCUAUACCUUUCUUCUUGGAGUUCUGUUUUUUUUUUUUUUCUUUUUCACUAAUCAAACCAUGAAGAGUUUACUUAAUUAUAUGAUAAGAGUGUUGUUGUCCUUCUUUCUUAUUUGUUGUUACAGUUCAACUGCCCCUGUAUCCUUUCAAGAAUGGCCAGAGACUGGAAGUUGUUGUCACUGAGGUAUUGAGUCCGUGGGAGUUUUGGGUUCAACCUGUUGGCACAGAGCUGGAUUUACUCAUGGAGGAAAUGUGGUGAGGGACAAAUGAACUUGGUGACUUGAAAAUAUUGUCAAUAAUUAUUUACUCUGCAAAUCUUUCAGAGGAUUUUUAAAGCUUUUGAGACUGGUUUUUAGACAUUAGUGAUGAUGAUAAUGACCAUGAUGAUGAGGUAAACUCAGGAAUUAAAAGGCAUCCUGACAUUUCCCAGAAGUGAUCAACUUGUAACUUCUCCCCAUGAUAUUCAUACAUUAUCCAGCUGACAGGUACUGAGAAUACUCUGACUUAUCAGGUAGAAGUUGUUGUCUUGAUCUAAAAACAAAUUCUCUGAGCUGAUUUAUAAGGAAAUGUGUAACAACUAUAGGGGAGAAUUAAUGAUCAGAUCUAGGGAGUUAACAAAUUUAUUUCCCAUCAUUUAGGGUUCUUGGAAGGACAGCUAGACAAAUUCAUGCAUCAUUACUGGAGUUCAAUCAAAUUGAAUUACUAAUUCCUGCCUGUUCCCCUCCAUUUUUUUAAUUCAUUUUAUUUUUCGUCACCCUCCUAGCAUGCACUAUGCAAAAAUGGCAGCAGCCGGUUACAAAGGAGGACUUAUAACUGCGCCUGACGUCGGUGACUUCUGCUGUGCAAAGUUUACACAAGAUGACACUUGGUACAGAGUGUUAGUGACAGGUGUUAAAGAAUCGGCCAAAGGUAAUGAUGUCACGCUUUAGCAGGGCCCUCUGAAAAAUAAAAAUUUAGCCCGCGAGAGGAGCCUCCAUUUUUGCGCGAGUGUUUCUCCGCGCGCGGGAAAGUAUGAGGCGUUGAGUAACGUGAUCCCGCAAGAGGUUUAUAUUGACAAUAUUUGCAAUGGGAAUUAUCAGUGCCAGACCCCCGGAAAACUUCUCCAGACUCGUCUCAAAUCUUCCUGCGCGGAGUAACGCGCAUCCUGCAGCGUCAAUUAAUAAAGUUCUGCGCGCACGCUACUAAAAUAUUAGCUUGCGCCAUGGAUUUCAAUUGUGUUUUUAGGCGAGCAAAGGAAAGCGCCAGGCGAGCGUGAGUGGAGCGCGAGAACGAGCUACGUGCGAGGUGAGGGGCGCAACAAAGAUGAUGCGGCACCUUGAUGCGCUUCUCCCCUUGCACGUGACUCACCCUUGUUUCUCUCCCAGGUAAUAACCUUCUAAAUUUUUACUACCUACCUGCAUGAUAGUGUUUGGAAAUUGUAAGGAGAAUUUACACUCUCAUCACACCUGGAGAAAAAAGGUUAAGGGUGGACGUAGGUUUAAAUUAAGCGCUGGGAGUGAAUAACGUUGCUCGCUGGCAUCAAAGUAAACUGUUUUCUACCGUUUUCGAGUCUUCACUUAGGUUCGAAUAACACAACGUUUGCACCAGACUCAGCGUAUGCACCCUUUAUCCCUUAACCCUUUAACUCCCAAGAUCUGAUUGUUAAUUCUUCCCUCUAGCUGUUACAUAUUUCCGUGUAAAUAAGUUACGAGAAUGUGGUAUUGGAUCAAGAUGACAACUUCAACCUGAUAAGUCUGAGUAUUCUCAUUACCUUUAUGCUGGGUAAUGUAUGGAUAUCAUGUUAAUCACUUCUGGGAGUUCAAGGGUUAAGAGUGACCAACAUCUAAUUUCUCGUUACUUUUUUUACCCAUUGAAUCACACAAACAGAACAAAGGAAAUGAUAACAAACUUAACAGGUCUUGGUUGUUAUAUAAAUUCUCCUUGUCAGCACCCUAGGAAAUGUAUCGAGAACAGAAGGGAGAAUAUGCCUACUGAUGUUAGGGUGUAGAAUGGUAAAAAAAAAAAACUGCCUCGAUUUUUAGGACCAUCUGUUGGAGUCCUUUGCGUUGAUGACGGCAACCGUGAGGAACUUGGUCUUUCCCGUCUCCGUCCAUUGGAAGAAAAAUUCCUUAAACUGCCUUGUCAAGCUCUGUGUUGUGCACUGUCGGGUGUGAGGCCGGUUAGUCUACAGCAACAAAAGACAGGUAUUUUCACUUAGCGAUUAACUUCAAUUAUUCGUGGCGUAAAAAUCAAUUUUCUUUCUUUUUUUUUUUUUUUCCAGUCAGGCUGGAAUGAGUAGAUACAUCAGAUGCAAACCCACUGACCCGUUUGUCAGUAUCAGAUCGAGCGCAGUGUUUUAUUGACUCGUGUUUUCAAGUUUUUUUUCCAUGUUUUUUUUUAAAUUUUUUUUUUAAUUCACUUAUAGGAGCUGAGACCUCUUUAUGGAGUGCGGACUCCAUUGCGUGGUUAACACACAAAGUGUCCGGCACGAAGCUUUUAGCAUAUCCUUCAAGAGUCGAAUCCAGCAAGUUUGUCAUUAUCGAUCUCUACGUGUUCCCUCCCAAGAACCCUAAGCUAAAAACCCCAGUAUCAUCUGUCACAGGUAAAGGUCUCCCGGGGCUACAGUACAGUAUUGCAGAGAUGAUGGUAAUCUCCGGUAUGGCGCAGCGAAUCAUGCUCCAAGUUAGAGAUGGUAGCUCGUGCAGUGGCGGGUCGAGUCCCUUGUCUGGGGGAAGCAACGGGUGUUUAACUCGGAGCUGCAGUAGUGUUAGUAUCGGGAGCAGCGUGCAGGAAGGAGAUGGGCUCGUUGAGAAGUGUGUAGACAAUGUAAAUUGUAAAGAAGAAAAUACGUUUACGGACAAUUCGUGCUCAUCGAAAGAAACUGUUAUUCACACGCCGGCUCUAACGAACGAAGAGCGUGCAAAGGUGAAUGAAGAGUCUUCCACGGAUGAAACAGAGAAUACAGAUGUCACUUUUGGACAGAAGGUGACGGAUAAACAAAUCGACGGCGCACUUGGAUUAAGCUUGAAAGAAAGAAAUUUCGAACAUUCCCUGGACCAAAAAGACAUAAAACCUAUCGGUAAGUAAAAAAAGUUACCCAACGUAGAUGAACUGAUAAAACAUUAGAGCAUCAUCAUUUAAUAGCUGGUUGAAAUAACGUUCUAUUUAUGCGUUCUGAUAAGCUAAGAACGCGAGUUAUGAGCUUAGGGAAGCAAUACUAUGUAAAAGUUGUCUUUUCAUGUUACUCAAAAUCCUUUUAUUUCCUCUCCGCUUUCUUUUUUUUCAUCAUAGACGUAUCGAUGUUCUCUGAGUCCCUUCCCAUGUCAGGCCCUGAAGAGUCCUUCAUCACUGAGCUCCGACCCGUAGAGGGCCCUGUGUGUCUACAAAUGCUGAUGUCUCAUGUUGUGAGUCCCAGCGAGUUUUAUGUUCAUCUUGUAACUCCAGAUGCUGGAAUUCUGGAUGUAAUGAUGGACGAAUUAAACAAGUUCUAUGGCAGUACGUAAAUUUAUUCUUUUUUGUGCCCUGUAAUCUUGACUUUUUGUUUUUAUCUUUCAUCUUCUGAAACCUCUCUAACGAUUUUCCCUUUUAAUUAUCCACAGCUGACCCUUUUCCCCAAAGUUGUGCGCCGAGUAAUAGUUACCAGCCCCAAAUAGGAGACUACUGCUGUGUUCGGUUCACACCGGACGGGAGGUGGUACCGCGGACUGGUGACCAGUGUUCGCUGGACUGUGGAUGGUCAAGGUCCAAUCAGCAGUGCUCACGAUGUCCAAGUAUUUCAUGUAGAUUUUGGUAGUUCUGAGUUUGUUUCCGUUGCUGAUAUCAAGCCUCUUGUAGCCAAAUUCCUAACGCUACCUGGGCAGGUGGUGAAAUGCAAGCUGGCGAACCUUAGACCUUUGAUAAUUGAAGGUUAGUCAAUGUUUGAUUUUUUUUAUAACAGGGCUUCAAGCUCAACUAUUCUCAAAUAUGAAGGGGGUAAGUUUCUAAAGAAACUGGUUUUGCAUCGGUAGGGGUAUAACAAGGUUAUUUGGUUUUAUCAACUGAGUUAACAAUGUAGAUUGGCCACCGUAAGAAAUUACUAAAACGGACAUUUCGAGCGUUAGACCUUCGUCAGAGCGAAUUAAAGAAUUUUUUUUCUAUUCGUUCAUUUUAUUUCUUGUUUUCAAAGGCUACGAGACCUUUCGAUCCAAUAUUUCAAUAUGGCUGGUAAAAUUUUAGCCACAAUUCAGAACAUUUUAAACGUACGUUAACUUGUAACGUUUACUCACAGAGACCCCGAUAGCACUAGAAGAAAAACCUGCUAUUAAAGAGAUAACAGAAGAGGCCAGCCUCCCGGCAGAUGUAACUCCCCCAAAGGAAGAGAAACCAGUAGCGGUGGGUGAACGGCCUUCGAAAUCUGAUCCUUCUCCCACAGGAAAAUCUGGCAGCAAAAGAAACAGAAGGAAACGAAAACGACCCCCCAAAAUAUCGUUAAAGGAUGAAAAAAUUGUUAUACGCGCGGCUGGUGAUGAAUCUUAUGACAGCAGUGAGAUGAGUGAGAUUGAAUUCAUUAAAAAAAGAGACCAGGAGAAAGGGAAAGAGACAGUGAAAGAUGAGGAUAAAGAUAAGGCUGCGUUUCCGGUGAGUGCAGAAAAAACUAGACCUUGGGGUAUGGAAUCUCUCCCCUCCCCUCCCCUCCCCUCCCCUCCCCCACCCUUUUCCCUGGUCUGACUCGCUAGAUUCGCCAUUGAUUGAUUGUUGUUUGAUUGAUUGAUAACUUAAUUUAUACAGGGUUAAAAAUUCCUUCAGCAUAGUAUGCCAGUAAAACUCCUGAUUCAGCCUAGCUGUCCUAACUAAUAAAAUAAGAAAAAACCUAUCAUGUCGUGAGGUUCCGUGUCUCAUUCGAAGCUAUGAUAACGUAGUCUGCGAUUAAAUUCAUUUGAGGAAGCUGCAGAAUGUAGAUCUUGGGAUAGGCUGUUCCACACCUCAGCACCUUUGUAAGAAAAACUUUUCAUUAAAUGAUUGGUUCGGGGCGAAAAAGCGCCAUUUCCAAAGUAGAUUUUCGGGAGAAAUUCCAUGUAGAUUCUUGUACGUCAUAAUUGAUGUCGCUUCUAGUCCUUGAAGAUUGAAUUUACGCUAACUCAGUGCCCGGGACGACUCAUUAAAAUCAUGUUCAUUGCUUUCCAGCCUUAGAAUCGGAGCUGCACGGUUUUGGAGCUUCUGUUCCUUUUCAGCAGGGCCAAUGCUGAAUUGCUAUAGCGUGCAACCGUGAAAGCCUGGGUUCAAAUCCUCUCAAGAGACCUCUUUUUUUCUUCCAAUGUCCGUGACGAAUCUGUAACAACUUUAUCCAUUUAUCCUUUUUUUACAGGAAAAAUACUUGCUUCCCAGUCCAAGUACUAGUCCAGAAAAACCGUUCCCUCUUCUUAAUGAAUCUCCUCCCGUUCAAACAGCGGAAAAAUGGCCCGAAGGCUCGUCAGAAUUGUUAACCGGGCUGACGGAUGAUAACAGGAAAUUAGUGGGUUACAUGGUGCCGUGGGAUGCAUGGGUCUAUCAACAGCUGUUCAACCCUGCUAUUGGUGGAACAAAGGUUAUAUCAAGACUUUUUCAAUUUCUUUUUACGAAACUUCCGUCAAAUCUGCACUCCAAGCUGGGACCGUUUUGGUCGCCAUCGCGAGUAGGACAAUUUUGGCGACAAAAUUUGCCAAUUUUUUGGCAAUCUUUGUUAUUCUAGGUUAAAUAGCAACCGCUUUGAGGCCAAAAUUUCUAACCUGAUUGGUUUUUAGUGAUGCUUCUCCACUCGAGCUCAAUGUCUGGAGUUUACUGGUGACAAGUGGAUAUUGGUUUGCAUUUGGUCAGUCGAUCUCAUCGCUUGACGUAGACUAGCAGUAUGUGGUUUGAGCGAUUUCAUCUAGGGACAAGUGAUUUUGCAUCAUUACCAGAAUGAUCGCAUCGAUGGAUAAGCACAAACUUUUUUUGACGAUAGUUUUAAUUUUUUUCACAGGUCGAUAUAUCUUACAAGAAGCCCACGCUAAGCCUUGACCUGUACGACACUACCGGCGACGAGGAUAUCUUUAUCAACCAAGUACUUGUGGAGACGGGAAUAGCAGAUUUUGUAGAAAAUCCUGCAGAACAAACAGGUAAAUCUUUUAUGAAGGAAAUUUUUGACGUUCCGCAUGUGGCUUAUUGUAUAUUUUGAGCAUUUGCUGUCCGGUCGUGUAAUUCGCUGUGACGAAAGGCUAACGUUCGAAAUGUCAGCUUCUAAACUCUUUACGGUGGUCAAUUUACGUUAUGAGCCCAGUUGAUAAUACCUAAUUACUCAGUCGUGUAAUAACUUGGUUGGUCAUUCGAAUGUCCGACGGUCAGUCGAACGUUCGGUUCGCUCGUUGGACGGUCGAUUGAUCGUUCAGUUGGCCUGUCGAACGGUCGGUUGAUAGUUCGGUUAGUUCGUCGGACGUUCGGUUGAUCGUUCGGUUGGCCUGUCGGACGGUUGUCUAUUCGGUUGAUGUUUGUUACAACCUGUCGGGCUGUCGGUGGAUCGUCGGCUCGGUCUUUUGGACGGUCGGUCGAUUGUUCGUUUAACAUGGUGGACGAUCGUUUGGCAAGUCGGAUGGUCGGUCGAACGUUCGGUUGGUCGGUCGCUAUGUUAGACAAGCACUCGAUAACGAUGGAUGUCGACAUGCUGAAAAUAUUAACCGAUUUUAUUACUUUCCAUUAGGAACUGAUGUUAUGACGGUUCAACUUACUCUCCAAGAUUUAGAGAGCACUGCGUCAAGUAUGCAAGCACAAGGUAUCUCACUCGCACUCGAUUGGACGGUCAAAGUUUCGAGCCGGUCGAUUGACCCUCUCACUCCCGAAAUCCCGUUUGUGAUUCUCCUUACUAUCUGUCAUAUAGUUCUUUUGAUGUUUGUUCGGAGAAUUUAGUAUCGGAUCAACUAGUAAUCCCUAAUUGAUAUUUUUCUUUAUUCUCGUCACGUGUCUGCUUGAUUUUGUGUCGACAUUGUAAGCAGAAUUUCUGUCUUGGUCACUCAUGGGAUUUAAAGGGUUAAGCUAACCUAGAGUCGCCUGUGCGACUGAAUAUUGACCGUUGGCGACCAGGAUUUUAAUGAUGGUUGCCAACAGGUGAUUGAUUCACUGGCUUGUCGGUGUUCUUCGCAUGAACCAGCGCUCAUGUAAAGAAACUUCCCUCGUUUUCUUUGUUUCGUUCAUACAUAUUUAACGUGGUGAUCGUUCACGAGUGGGAAAAUGUGUUCAGUUUCAUCAGUGACACGUCUUGAAAACUGUUUGUUUUCGUAUCUCACUGUUUACGACAAAUUGUCUCAUCCGGCGAUUGAAACGAAAUUUCCAGUCGCUAUUGCACGCAGCGUAGGAUGGUAAAUUUGGAAAGAAUAAACCAAAAACGAGCACGGAUGGUUGGCUCUUUAAUUCUCAGGAGUGACCAAAGCAGAAUUUCUCCUCGCAAUAUCAAUAUAAUAUCAAGCAGACAAGCAAUGAGAAUAAAGAAAACUAUCAAUUAAGAGAUUAUUAGUUGAUCCGAUACCAAAUUCUUAAAACUAACAACAGAAGAAUUGUAUGGCAGAUAUUAAGGAGAAUUACUAAUGAGAUCUUGGGAGUAUAAGGGUUAAAUAUGAGGAAUAUUAUAACGAUUGUGAAUGAAUAUUUUGAAAUAUGUUUUUGAGGCACUCUUAGCUUUUAUGAGUGACUGAGACAGAAUUUCUCUACACAAUAUCAUUACUAUAUAUCAAGCAGACACUUGAUGAGAAUAAAGUAAAAUAUAAAUUAGUGGAUAUACCCCACAUUACUGAACUGCAAUUAUCACAAGUAAAAACAUUCAUCGCUCGAAUACUUAUCUGGACAGGUUCGCCUUCGGACGAGAAGGAAGCAAAGGCUAUUACAAGUCCAGCAAGCCCGACUAGUCCGCUUAAAGACUGGGAUCCAAUGAAGGAAGAUUUUCUUUCAUCUAAAAACAGCUACGCUAUAAACAGUGAUGACUUGGACAUCGUCUUUCAAGGACACCGUAAGUAUCCGAGUUUCGCCUUUGCAGCCUUUAAUCUGGGCGGUUUUACUAGAAGUAUUGCAAAAGCUUGUCUGUAAGUCUGUUCUUUCGAUUGAUCGUGAUAGGAAAAAUUAACUCGAGUAUGUGUUGCUCAGUAAUAUUUUUUUCACCAGGGUUUAUUUAUAUACUCCAAAAGUUGAAACUGAAUGUGCCUUGUGACUGUGUCGUCUGAAGAAUCGUUGUCGGUAGUAGUGACUGACGUUUCGACAACCUGAACAGCAGAGUUAAAUUAAUAGUUGUGGUCAGUCGAAUGUUUUGAGUCCAGUUCGUGUAAACUGAUUGGUCAGUUUAGCCGUGAUGUUAGUGGCUGUAAGACUCGAGUGCAAUAAGUCGGUCGUGAUUGACCAGUGUCGAUCCGUCGGUAGAAUUACGUCGUUCUUGUUGGUUCGUUUGUGAUGUAAAUGUCGUGAAUAAGUCGUUUGUAUGGUGCAGGAAUUGAUGACAGCUGUUGAGGGGAGUCUGUUCUUAGUUUUCCAGAGUCAGUCUUUGAAAGGUAGGUUAGGCAUUGGGCAGAGUCUGAGGUCAAGGCCACCUGAAAGUAGUUUUCAUUGGAAUGGUAAUUUACUAAGGUUUUAUUCACAGAAUCAAAAGCGAGAACCACCUUGUGUGGCACAGUAAACAGCACUACAUGGAAGUACUGGCACUUAAGAUGAGAACCCUCGCGGACCUCGCGGGCGCUCCUCAGACCUUUUUUUUUCUUAAACCUUGGUCUUUAUUUCAGAGGACCUGAGCAGAAGAGUAUGCCGUUAUUAUCAGACAAGAUCAGGGUGCUGGCGUGGAGACCAGUGUCCUAAUCUUCAUGUUAAAAAAGGUAUGACUUGACGUGCGUAACAUUAAGAUGAAACAAAGCUGGCGAAUAGAUCGUAGGUUUUUCUUUCGUACCAGGAACCCAUUGCAUUUCGUGCCUAGUUAUUGUUUCUUAGUUCUGUAAGACCCCUGAGGUGGAUGGGUGGGUGUGCACGAUUUCCCCCCCCACUCUCUCCCUCCCUCCGCAAUGCACUGUGGGGGAAUGCUCGGCUUAAAAGAAGUACUUUUUGUCAAAUUACGUAGAGUAUGUAUAAUCGAGUUGGUCUGUCAUAAUGUGAACUGUAAAGAAGGGCAAAGAAAGAUAUCAGAAGGUGUUUGAAAAGGUCCCGAGAUUUGUCUGUUGUUGGAGUACUUUUAGAACGGGUUAUUGGCCGAAGUGAAAUGUAGUUACGAAAACUUUCCCUCAAAUUUUUCCCAUUUCGAUUUCUGGAUUGUUAGAGGGAACUUUAGAGUUAUUUUUGUUUUCUCUUUGAUCGGUGUUUCAUUGAUGCUCAUUACACAGGUUCGAAAUUUUCCCCUCGCAUAUCACGUGUUAAAAACUGUAAAAAUCCUCGAUUGCCUUGUAAUUACUUUAACCCAAACGCAGGUGAAGAACUUCAUGACUACGUGGAGGCCUUUUGUGACAAUAUGGAUUCCUCUGUCACGCUACCUGAUAUCGGUACCUGGGUUGCAGUUCGCGUCACGGCCAUCUUCAAUCCGGGACAUUUCUGGGUGCAGUUCCCCUACGGAACAGAACCAAUAGAAAAACGUAUCAUGGCUGGUAUGUUUUUGGUAUUACUGAGCAUGCUCUGAGUUAUUCUGUCUUGGUCCAUUCUUGUACCAUAUGUUUUAGAUGCUUAUGCGGUCCUAUGGCGCGCUGGGAUCACAAGGUCUUACUGUUACCCAUUACUCUAUGAUAUCAAUUAAGUAAACGAGGUGAUUUUCUAGAGAAACUGUGAUGAUGCGUUGGUGCGGGUAUUACGAGAUAAUUUAGCGUUAUCGACUGAAUUGAUAAUGUAAACUGGCCGCCGCAAAGAGUUUCUUAACCUGAAUUUUCGAGCGUUAGCACUUCGUCAGUUUGCAUCAGUAUGCAUAUUAUCCAUAGUGUUCUCUGUACAUUUGUUAUAAUGCUAUCGAAGAGAAUUCGUUUAAUCAUUGAGAGCUUUCUUUAGUCGCCGAUCAUUCUUAUGACCUCAAUGUUUGAUUAAGGGGUGAUAAUGUGAGGAGAGAUUAGAUCCAGGGAGUGGUGUAGGUCAAGAACUGAACACAACUCGGACAUAGUUGUAGUACCAUUCUAUACAUACCCAGCAGAAUUUAAACGUAGUCCUUAUUUUUAUUUAUUAAUUCAUUUAUUUAAUUUUUAUUUUCAGCGAGGUUGAAUCGAGAGUUUGAAUUUGAUAACGAGGAGCGAGAAGAAGAUCUUGAUUCUUUGAUGGCCAAAAUCGGGUGAUUUUUCAAUUAUUUUAGUUUAAUUAACCUUUUGUGUUUAUUUUUAUAGUUACAGUAACUAUUAAUCAUCUUUCAGUGACGAUCAAAGCCUAGGAAAUCACGCGAAAUACCUAACGAUUGUUGAGUACGAAAACUCGGUAAAGAGUCAGGCGAGUGAGAUACAGGAAAAGCUCUGUUAUAUUCACUUGUGACAUUCUUAACAACAAUAAUACCACUGGAUGCCAUAAUACCACCUGAUGCUGGAUUUUCGGUUCCAGGACUUACAUUCGGUGGUCGCGUAUUUAAAAUAGAGGCCAUGUAAACAAAACUUAUAUAACGCGGAUUUUAUUGCUAUUUAACGUAAGAAACUGACCGUACUUUAAACAUACCCAACAUGGAAAACAUACUUUAUUCGUAAAAAGAAAAAGAAAAAAACUAAAACGGAGUGGGUAUGAAUGGUCCUAGCUGGGUAUGAAUCGACUGAGUACGAAACGGCCGUGGGUACGAAACGUCUGGUGUGCGAACAUUCCCUUUUCUAACGUUUUCACGUUUUUCUCCUCGCAGGAAAUUUUAUUCUCGAAACAACUGUCAAGAUCCCAGGCGUAUUUUUCCCGCUGAAGGUGAGCUGUGUGUGGCCAGGUACUCCAAAGACGAUAAAUGGUACAGAGCGCGUAUCACAGGCGUGCGAGAGGACGAACUGCAGGUAAAAUAAGAAGAAAUUUCUCUAGUCCCCCCUUAAUACUCAGUUGACGACGACUGAACCCCCCUCCCAUAUACGUUCCCCCAGAAAACAGUGUGAUCCUCCUAAGUCCUCCGAUGUUGUUCAUAGCGGCACAAUAGGACUUGUAUAGGGCCAGCACGUGCCCUAUGUUCUAACAAAUUUUUCAACCUUAUUAAAAUCAAGCCAAGGUUCAAAAAGUGCCUGUAGCCUGUAAAAAGUGCCUGCUAGUUUGCCAUUUUUGGUUUUUAAAUUUUCAUAAUCGCUCUUGGAAACGUCUCACUCGAAGGACUUGAUUCUGUACCCUGAAAGAGAAAGAGCCAAAACAAUCAGCUUAAGGGGAUACAAACAAAGACAUAGACAUAAAAAUAUAAGUUAAUCUUUGCUAGAAAAAUAUUAAGAAUUCAGAGUGAGAGAUCCUAAAAUCAGAGAAUCUUGAAAUAAGUUUAGUCCAUCUUGUGCAAACGCAGUAUUCGAACUGUAACCCUCUCUAUCUCUUGGCGCCAAAAUUAGAAGACAUGACUUUAGUUGUGAAACCGCUGAGACUCAACAAGGCUCAGGAGAAAAGGCGAACCACGCAUGCGUCAAAUUAUCUGUAUAUAUCGUACCGACCAAGAACUCGUGUCAUCUCACCGUGGUUCAGCGUUCAUUACAAUCAAUUUCUUGAACUUUAGACACUCUUUUAUAAUAAGGCAGUACCUUGGUUCGUUUGCACCUUGGGCAAUGCCAAGGAGAUCUUGGACGUCGCAACAAUCCUUCUCUGCAAUGUAAGAUAAGAACAAUGAUCAAUGGAGCGGUCAAGUUCGUGUAUGUUAAGUUAAAAUAAAAUACGUUGUUAAGCAAAUUUAUUUCGCUUACUUAUCCUUUCUUGAGUCUUAUUCCAUGCGAAUGGAGCUAAGAAACAGCCUCUUCAGUGAUGGAUGAAUUCGCUGCUAUAAUUCAUUAUUGUGUCUGACGCACGCGGUCUAGGUUCUAAUGUGAUACCCAGAAGGAGCUGCUUAGACUCACUGGCAAAAGGAGGACGCAUUUUGGAGAGAAAUCUCUUAUACAACAACAUUUUACUCAUUAAAAAAUACACAGCAUAAAUUAGAGUAAGCCAAUCGAGAGUUCAUUGUGCCGGUUUCGACCGAGUGAAAGAUCCACUUUUAUCGGUAUAUGGCCCUUAUAACAUUCCCGAAUCCCUACGUCCUUGUGUCGUUCAAGCCGUGAUGGGACUUCCAUGUGACCAAAAUUGUUGACACUUUUGGGUUGAUUAUCAGUCAUUUCAAGAAUUACACCUUGUUAGGGCCAAAUUGAUAAAUCCUACUUAGCUAUCGAAAGGGCCAAAUUGAGAAAAAGUUCCAAAGUAGAAUUCAUUUGGGCCAAUUCUGAUUUUGGAUGGGCCGAAAUGGUACCUGUCUGACCUGUUUUGGCGUAAAUAGUCCAAAACGAACCCCGAGGGGCCAAAUUAGUCCUCAAAAGGUUAGGACCAAUAUGGCUUUUGGGGUCAAUUUGGCUCUCUUCAUUUGAUAUUUUCAGAGUUUAGUGAAUAUCUUGGAAUGUGAAUUUUUCCUCCUUAAUAUCAACUUAAAGAGUUUUUUCAAAACAUUUAAAAGUGGCAGACUUGACCACCUUAAUUAGUAGAUUGUUCAAAUAUUUGUUUAAUGUUAUUACCCUUUAUGACAGCGAGUACGUUGGUUUGUCUUUCCUCUUACUUCUUCUAUCAGUUUUAAUGACACAUCUGUCAUAAAGAUGUGGUGUUUACCAAUUACUUUGAUCCUAUUUUCAUUUACUCACAAAUCAACUUUAGCCAUUGAACCUUCCCUUUCUGUGAACUGGGAUUUCCGGCGACUCGAGGAGGCUGAUAUUGUGGGGUUGAUAACAGCGGUCCGCUACAAGGAUGGUAAAUCCUUAGACUUCAUCUUAGUCCAUAAAAAUGAAGAAAAAGAAGUCGGUCAUUAUUAAGCCAUCUCGACCGAAAAAACUCAAUCAAUAAAGCAUUUGUAUUCAGUCUAUUCAUCUCCACCUCCCUGAAUGAAUGUUAAAUAUUUAUAUAAAGGAAUUCGGUUGUGACUGGUGUUUCCAAUAUUGGUGAUUAUUUUUACGGCUUUGGCUGGUUAUCAGCGCUAAUUGGUAGCUAAUGAACAGUUGACAUUUUCAGAGUUUAGUGAAUAUCUUGGAUCCCCUGUCACUCAGCUUGUUUGGCGUAGUUUUCAACAAGUGUUGUCUUCAUUUUCUAUGAAAGUGUUAGAUAUUUCUUCACAGCGGCGUAGAUGGGUAAAUAUUGAGUAAAUAAACCCUUGUCAGGGGCUGGUAAGUCAGCCGAUAAUGUCCGCGGCUGAGCUAUUGUCCAAAACUGAAUAUUUGUUCGAGAAGUAAAGCUUUGAGGGCAAAUGUGAAUUUUUCCUCCUUAAUAUCAACUUAAAGAGUUUUUUCAAAACAUUUAAAAGUGGCAGACUUGACCACCUUAAUUAACCGAUUGUUCAAAUAUUUGUUUAAUGUUACUACCCUUUAUGACAGCGAUUACGUUGGUUUGUCUCGCCUCUUACUUCUUCUAUCAGUUUUACCGACACAUCUGUCAGAAAGAUGUGGUGUUUACCAAUUACUUUGAUCUUAUUUUCAUUUACUCAUAAAUCAACGUCAGCCAUUGAACCUUCCCUUUCUGUGAACUGGGAUUUCCGGCGACUCGAGGAGGCUGAUAUUGUGGGGUUGAUAACAGCGGUCCGCUACAAGGAUGGUAAAUCCUUAGACUUCAUCUUAGUCCAUAAAAAUGAAGAAAAAGAAGUCGGUCAUUAUCAAGCCAUCUCGACCGAAAAACUCAAUCAAUAAAGCAUUUGUAUUCAGUCUAUUCAUCUCCACCUCCCUGAAUGAAUGUUAAAUAUUUAUCUAAAGGAAUUCGGUUGUGACUGGUGUUUCCAAUAUUGGUGAUUAUUUUUACGGCUUUGGCUGGUUAUCAGCGCUAAUUGGUAGCUAAUGAACAGUUGACAUUUUCAGAGUUUAGUGAAUAUCUUGGAUCCCCUGUCACUCAGCUUGUUUGGCGUAGUUUUCAACAAGUGUUGUCUUCAUUUUCUAUGAAAGUGUUAGAUAUUACUUCACAGCGGCGUAGAUGGGUAAAUAUUGAGUAAAUAAACCCUUGUCAGGGGCUGGUAAGUCAGCUGAUAAUGUCCGCGGCUGAGCUAUUGUCCAAAACUGAAUAUUUGUUCGAGAAGUAAAGCUUUGAGGGCAAAUGUGAAUUUUUCCUCCUUAAUAUCAACUUAAAGAGUUUUUUCAAAACAUUUAAAAGUGGUAGACUUGACCACCUUAAUAAACCGAUUGUUCAAAUAUUUGUUUAAUGUUACUACCCUUUAUGACAGCGAUUACGUUGGUUUGUCUCGCCUCUUACUUCUUCUAUCAGUUUUACCGACACAUCUGUCAUAAAGAUGUGGUGUUUACCAAUUACUUUGAUCUUAUUUUCAUUUACUCACAAAUCAACGUCAGCCAUUGAACCUUCCCUUUCUGUGAACUGGGAUUUCCGGCGACUCGAGGAGGCUGAUAUUGAGGGGUUGAUAACAGCGGUCCGCUACAAGGAAGGUAAAGAGAGUCGACUUCAUCUCGGUCCACAGAAAUGAAGAAAAAGAAGUCGGUCAUUAUCAAGUUAUCUCGACCGAAAAAACUUAAUCAAUAAAGCAUUUGUAUUCAGUCUAUUCACCUCCACCUCCCUGAAUGAAUGUUAAAUAUUUAAAUACAGGAAUUCGGUUGUGACUGGUGUUUCCAGUAUUGAUGAUUUUUUUUUACGGCUUUGGCUGAUUAUCAGCUCUCAUUGGUAGCUCAGGAACAGUUGAUAUUUCCAGAAUUAGUGAAUAUCUUGGAUCCUUAGUUAAUUAGCUUGUUUGACGUAGUUUUCAACAGGUGUACGGUGGCGUACCUGGCCUCUCACAUCUUUCAGCGGUUUUACUGGCACAUUUGUCAGAAAGAUGUCUUAUCUUCCUGUCACUUUGAUCCUCUUCUUAUUUACUUACAAAUCAUCUUCAGCUAUUGAAUCCUCCCUUUCUACAAACUGGGAUUUCCAGCAACUCAAGGAGGCUGAUAUUGAGGGGUUGAUAACAGAUGUCCGCUACAAGAACAUUAUUGACAAAUAUCAAAUUCAAACUGGACACAGAGGUUACCCCGACGUAAAGGACAUCAAACUUUUGAGAGUGGUAAAAGACAAGGUAAAGCAAAACUUGUCGCAACAGAAUUUCCAUACCAAUGUUUCUCAAGGAACAGAGUUUCCAGUGCGCUUUCUCGAUGACGCAGAAGACGAGAGAACGCAUAAACUACACAUUAUAACCAAAGGCCCCGAAAGUGGUGCAGUUUGCUUUGACGGAACUCCUCCUGGAUUUUAUUUUCGCAGUGGAAAUGGCUCGGGAAAAUCGAAGUGGAUUAUAUAUUUUCAGGGGGGCGGAUGGUGCUACCGUAUCGAGAGAUGUUAUAGAAGAAGUGUGACAGCGCUUGGCUCGUCCAAAUUUUUCCGGAAAACUAUUCUCCUGGAGGGACUCCUUUCCAACCAAGCUAAAUACAACCCCGAUUUUUACAACUGGAACUCAGUCUUUGUGGCAUACUGCGAUGGUGGGUCUUUCACUGGAAAUCGCGAUAAACCAUUAAAAUUUAAAGACAGACUGCUCUACUUCCGAGGUCACCGAAUACUUGAUGUUCUUUUAGACGAGUUGCUCCGGAAAGGUCUCGACAGUGCUUCCGACAUAAUAGUCGGUGGAAGAUCGGCUGGGGCCCUUACUGCCAUCAUACACGCCGACUAUAUCGGGUCGCGUUUACGACGCGCGACGAACGCAUCUUUUCGGGUGCUUUCUGAUGCGGGUUUUGUCUUAGACGAACGCGCGCUGAAUGGCUCUGCAAUGGCACAGUCUAUGUUUCAGCAGCUCUACUCUUUGCAUAAUGCUUCAAAGAGUUUAAAUCGAGCUUGUCUUCGCGCGCAAGGGUCGGAUCAAAAAUGGCGCUGUUUUUUUCCUCAGUAUUCUAUCCCUUUUGUCACUUCCACGAUGUUCUUAGUGAGCCCCUUGUACGAUAUGUGGCAAUUGUUUUAUUUUUCUCGAAUGCCUUGCGUCUUUAAUGUAAAGAGUUGCAAUUCGACCGAAAUACGUUUCGUAAUGGAGUUUCGAAAUAUGACACUUCGAGCAUUAAAAAACGUUCUGGCCUCCAAAACGACCUCGCUCUUCGCAAAUGCUUGUCUUUCUCACACGCAGUGCGUUAUGAACGAUUAUUGGACGCAAAUUGCGAUAAAAAAUAUCACACUCAAGCAGGCAUUUUUCAACUGGUAUCGUGGAAGAAAUCAAAACAAAUUCCUGAUCGACCCCUCCCCCUAUUUGGGUAACCCCACUUGUCCUAAGAAUUAUCAUUGGUAA
This is a messenger RNA of Pocillopora meandrina, 19781 nucleotides long. Lineage: Eukaryota; Metazoa; Cnidaria; Anthozoa; Scleractinia; Pocilloporidae. The record is from the annotation of a GenBank genome assembly.